UCAAAUUUUCAAUUUAGAUGCAAACGUGCAAGUACGGGUGCCAAAUGUGAUCGCUCUUGUCGGUUUACCAGCACGGGGUAAAACUUAUAUCUCACACAAACUGUGUCGAUAUCUAAAUUGGAUUGGAAUCAAAACCAGAGCAUUUAAUGUCGGUGAAUACCGCCGAAAAGCAUGCGACCUCGAAAAGGAAGGCGAUUUCGAGUUCUUCAGCCCCUAUAAUAUGAAGGGAAAUAGAAUUAGGGAGGAAUGUGCGCGAUUGGCCAUUGAAGACAUGGGACAAUAUCUUUCGUCAAAAGAAGGGGAAGUGGCUAUCCUUGACGCUACGAAUACCACCCGAGCACGGCGACGAAUGGUUGCCGAAUUUUGCGCCAAUAGACGUACCCUCGUUGACCCUCCUUUCCGAGUGUUCUUCGUUGAAAGCAUAUGUGACGAUCCCCAUAUCAUCAACUCCAAUAUCACAGAAGUAAAAAUUAAUUCACCUGACUACAAAGGCAUCAUGUCUCAUGAAGAAGCAAAGCAAGAUUUUUUGAAACGAAUAGAAAAUUACAAACUACAAUAUGAACCUCUUGACGAGGAGGAAGAUGAAGAUCUAUCUUUUAUCAAGGUCAUCAACGCCGGCAAAUCCUUCUACGUCCACAAUGUUAACGGGCAUGUACAAAGUCGUGUGGUUUACUUUUUGAUGAACAUUCACCUACUACCUCGAAGCAUCUACCUCACU
Molecule: messenger RNA, 718 nt
Organism: Cylicostephanus goldi
Lineage: Eukaryota; Metazoa; Nematoda; Chromadorea; Rhabditida; Strongylidae
Source: the annotation of a GenBank genome assembly